AUGUCCAUCGUUGAGCAACACCUGCGGCGCGCGGAUGAGGCGACGCUGUCGCCGGCGGCCUUGGCGGCGAUAGCAGCGCGCGACAAGAUCAUCGCGCAGUUUAAAGUGCUCCAGAUUUUGUAUACGGUCGGGUAUGGCGCCAUGUUUCUUCUCUCGGUCGCGUGCGUCGUCUACCUUCGUCGGCACCGCGCGACCGCGUACCUCGGCGACUCGGACGCGGCGCGCAAGAUCCUCUUGCCGUCCUUCGAGCCGCUCAUCUGGGUCAUGUGCGCCGUCACCGGCUCGUACACGUUGUACUUUAUCGUCGCGUCGAUCGCCGACUACACCAAGCCGAUUUUCAACUCGAUUUUUACCGAAUUUUUGUACGAAGGCCGGCAGUUUAUCGUGUUUUUGGUCAUUGCGUUCCUCUUUCAACGGUCCGUGUCGCGGCCCGCGCUGAAGCGGUCGAUGGCGAUCUCGUUCUUGCUCUGCCUCAUACCACUUUCGACAACGAUCAUCUUUAGCGUCACGGACGCGCCGGCGCUCACGGCCCACGUCGUCACGUACACGCCGCUGAACAAGUCGCGCCGUGGCAAACCAAACAUGACGUUCACGGGCGAAGAGGUCGUGCGCUGCCUCCGCGAGCACAUGUAUGCGUACGAAGACGAGGAGGCGGUCCGCGUUGGCAACGCACUCAUGGACGCCGGGUGUCUCCACCACGUGACGCACACCAAGGCGUUCGAGAACUCGGUCGCGAGCUACUUUUUCGACGAGGCGCAGAUCGACCUCGUGCAGCCAUUGCCGCGCGACCAGCGCGAGACCAAGACGUCGUCGUCCAACGAUGACAGCGUGCCCGUCAUUUACGUCUCGCAAGCGACGAGCUCCGAGCCGCACGAGGCGUCGUCCGAACGGCUGCUGCACAACGGCCAUUGUGGCUGCAAGAAGCUCGCGCAAGGCUUCGAGGCCAAGCCCAAGGCCCAUAAGCACAAGCUCUUUCGACGCAACAAAAAGGCCCUCGACGCCACCAACCUCCUCACGGUGAAUCUGCUCAACGACAUGGCACCCGACGAGUUUACAGGAUUUGCGACCACCGAAACCAUCCUGUCCGAGCCGAGCCGAAACGCUGGCCCGGUGCUGACCGCCUAA
This is a messenger RNA of Saprolegnia parasitica CBS 223.65, 1125 nucleotides long. RefSeq lists its product as hypothetical. Gene Ontology annotation, biological process: intracellular signal transduction. Lineage: Eukaryota; Oomycota; Saprolegniomycetes; Saprolegniales; Saprolegniaceae. The coding region runs from base 1 to 1125 and encodes 374 amino acids. The record is from RefSeq and is a predicted model, not a curated record. The transcript is spliced from 2 exons.